Danaus chrysippus (African queen) is the source of this 660-nucleotide messenger RNA. The record is from the annotation of a GenBank genome assembly. NCBI's taxonomy places the organism in Eukaryota, Metazoa, Arthropoda, Insecta, Lepidoptera, Nymphalidae.
AUGUUCUGGAGGAAACACGUUGUUGCUGCUGCCGAUAGUGUGGAGUGUUUACGUUGUUCCUGCCAAUUCCAUCGAGUCUACGUCGUCUAUUUGAGUCCCGAUGACAGAAUACCGAAAUGGAUAUGCAAGGGAUGCAAGCCGAAGCCUUGUUCUCCAGCAAUAUUUACCGACUUGGCUUCCUUGCAAGGGGCAAACAACACCGAACACUCAUCGUUACUUUCAGCCGUGGAAGAUCCAGGAGUGGUUAGUUCACUUUUAGAACAUAUCAAGCUCCGUCGGGUCGAACUGGUCAAUUUGACGCGGGAAGUAUCCUCGUUUCGUCAGGAGCUUGCAUCAUUGAAAGGUACGUUGUCCGAAGUUUGCAAGCGAGUCGAUAAUGUCGAAGCGCGACCGUCUCAACUUGAGAAUAAAACACCGUCCGUGCCUGAGAGUCACUUAUUGGAAGACAUUGCCAACCUGAAGACGGAACUCAAAGAGCAGUCAUGUCUAUUGAACGACAUUGAGAUCUCAGGCAUUACUAAACGGAAUGGGGAAAAUCUUCAAUACGUAGUAGGCCUCAUUGUGCGUAAGAUUAGCGUCACAUUAGAAGAGCGCGACAUUGUUUUCAUCGACAUUUUCAUUGACACCAGCGAACGGUCACGGUCACGCCCUAGUACAUAG